Molecule: messenger RNA, 2690 nt
Organism: Ornithorhynchus anatinus (platypus)
Lineage: Eukaryota; Metazoa; Chordata; Mammalia; Monotremata; Ornithorhynchidae
Gene: PIP5K1B
Product: phosphatidylinositol-4-phosphate 5-kinase type 1 beta
Exons: 16
Coding region: 359-1963 (534 amino acids)
Biological process (GO): phosphatidylinositol metabolic process
Molecular function (GO): phosphatidylinositol kinase activity
Source: RefSeq, a predicted model, not a curated record
GGGACGCCCUCCCACGCGGACUCCAGGACCCUCGUGGCGGCGGCGGCGGCAGCGGUUGCCGCGGCUGCAGACCGGCCUCGCUUCCCUGCAGGGAAGGAAUUGUCAGACAGAAAUGCUGCCUAGAAGCCCAAGAGAAGAAAAAUAAGAGUUCCAAAACCAUAAUCACCCAGUCUCAUAAAAGUCAUCUCUGGUUAAUACUAUUCGAGGAGAAGCAGGGGAAACUUCAUAUGGGCCAUAAUAUCAACAAGUGACUUCAGAGGCCAAAAAGUGACAUUCAUUUACUGCUGAAGAUUAGAAACUUCAUCCUGCUUGCCUACCUCCGUGAUAUGCAGCUCAGCCUCCAUCCUUGAAUAAUAAGAUGUCGUCUUCUACUGAAAAUGGAGAUGCAACUGGUGGGAAACAAAGCGAGGAGAAAACAUACAAAAAGACUACAUCCUCUGCCAUUAAAGGAGCUAUUCAGCUGGGAAUAGGAUACACAGUGGGUAAUCUCACUUCCAAACCUGAUAGAGAUGUUCUCAUGCAAGACUUUUACGUAGUGGAAAGUGUAUUUCUACCGAGCGAAGGGAGCAAUCUGACCCCAGCUCACCACUACCCAGACUUCCGAUUUAAGACGUAUGCUCCACUAGCAUUUCGGUAUUUCAGAGAACUUUUUGGGAUCAAGCCUGAUGAUUACUUGUUCUCGAUCUGCAGCGAGCCUUUAAUAGAGUUAUCCAACCCCGGUGCCAGCGGAUCUUUAUUCUUUGUAACGAGUGAUGAUGAGUUUAUCAUCAAAACAGUUCAGCACAAAGAAGCUGAAUUCCUACAGAAGCUGUUGCCAGGCUAUUACAUGAAUUUAAACCAGAAUCCACGGACCCUAUUACCAAAAUUUUAUGGAUUAUACUGUGUCCAGUCAGGAGGCAUUAACAUUCGAAUUGUGGUCAUGAACAACAUUUUACCACGCUCAAUGAAAAUGCAUUUCACCUAUGACUUAAAAGGCUCUACCUACAAACGGAGAGCAUCAAGAAAGGAAAGAGAAAAGUCCAAUCCUACUUUUAAAGACUUGGAUUUCUUGCAAGACAUGCAUGAAGGAUUGCAUUUUGAUACCGAAACCUACAAUGCACUGAUUAAAACACUUCAGAGAGACUGCCGGGUCUUGGAAAGUUUCAAAAUAAUGGACUACAGUCUUUUGCUGGGAAUCCAUGUGUUAGACCAUACCCUGAAAGAAAAGGAAGGGGAAAGCUCCCAGAAUGCAGCGGAUGCUAAGAGACCUGGCGCACAGAAAGUCCUCUAUUCUACUGCGAUGGAAUCCAUACAGGGUCCUGGCAAGUCUGGAGACUCCGUCACCACAGAGAGUACAAACACAAUGGGGGGUAUUCCAGCUAAGAGCCAAAAAGGAGAAAAACUACUUCUGUUCAUGGGAAUUAUCGAUAUUCUGCAGUCAUAUCGGUUAAUGAAGAAGUUAGAACAUUCCUGGAAAGCACUUGUUUAUGAUGGGGACACUGUAUCAGUACAUAGACCAAGUUUUUAUGCAGACAGAUUUUUAAAGUUUAUGAAUUCCAGAGUUUUCAAAAAAAUCCAAGAUUCAUCAAUGCAUUAUACAUGCAUUGAUCCUCAGUUCCUCAUUCAACUUGACACUAAAAAAAGUGCUAUGAAGUCUUCACCUUCAAAGAAACGGUGCAAUUCUAUUGCCGCUUUGAAAGCCACCUCCCAAGAAAUCGUGUCAUCUGCUAGCCAGGAAUGGAAGGAUGAAAACAAUGAUCUCCUUACCGAAGGACAGAGUUUUAGCAGCCUAGAUGAAGAAGCGUUGGGUUCCCAGCACCGUCCUGAUCUUGUGCCAAGUACUCCAUCUCUGUUUGAAGCAGCUUCCUUAGCAACUACAAUUUCUUCAUCCUCGCUGUAUGUUGACGAACAGUGCCCACGUGAUGGAGCCCUUCUUUAUUCCAACAGUAAGAAAAAGGAAACAAAAAUUCAAACAGAUGGAUGAGGAAUCAUUCACCAAAUUUGCUGAAGAGCGUUUCCUCCACUCCAGAGUUAAAGAGAACUUAGUUGAGCCCCCAUAAGAAAAAGUAAUAAUCAGCUGGAGUGAUCCAUACCUUUGAAAGCUGUCAGGGGAGCCUUGAACCAUAGAAACGAUAGCUUAGACUCGGCAGAUGUGAUGUGAAAAAUACCACACUCUAUUGUCAUUUGCUGUUGCUUGCUGAACUGUGAAAAACCGCAUAAACUAUAUUUAAGCUGCUUUCUGUCUUAUUGCCAAUCACCUUUUUGAACUUGAAAGUGAUAUUUUCCUAUCGACUCUAUAGUUAUUUCAUUUGCAUGUAUUCAGUGAUUUUUGUGUAAACCAAGUGUGUAGUCAGCUUAUCUAUUUAAAAAGAAAAAUCUGUCAACAUGUGGUGAGUAAAAGUGUAAAUUAAUUCUGCUUUUUUCCAAACUAUAAUCACCUAAGUCUAUGUUGUUGGAAGUCUAUAUUUCGUACAAGGUUAGUGUCCUAUGUGUGCACAUUCUUUGUGGAAAACUAGCUUCUGUAAAGGUAUCUUCACUGUUUACUAGUGAAAUGAGAGAUAAAAAGCUAUUUAUAACAAGGCCUUAUGUUGUGUACAUAUGUUGUCUUUGAAAUAUUUGUGAUUUCGUUUUAUUGCUUGUAAAAGAGUCUAUAAUUUAUUUAGUAAAUACUACUGUAAACUAUAGUUUUAUUGACAAAUAAAAUAUUUUGU